This is a messenger RNA of Phytophthora sojae, 999 nucleotides long. RefSeq lists its product as hypothetical. The record is from RefSeq and is a predicted model, not a curated record. Bases 1 to 999 code for a protein of 332 amino acids. The transcript has a single exon. NCBI's taxonomy places the organism in Eukaryota, Oomycota, Peronosporomycetes, Peronosporales, Peronosporaceae.
AUGACUCGGAUUUUCCUGGUGUUUCAUGUGGAUACAUUACAGCAGAGGUUCAAUGCGCGGUACAAGCUCACUCUCCAAUUCACCGCCGACUCGAGAUCAACCAUGGGGAACUCUAUGGGCCACGAUAGACACAGAGAUUCGACCACCCGCAAGAUGGUGGAGAAGAUGCACAAAGGUCUCUUCGCUUCACCGGCUCAAGCGACCAAGCAGUCUGCCAAGGACGAGACGAAGACCCACAAGUCGACAAGCUCUACGAACAAGCAUCAGCAGAAGAACAAAGCCAACCCCCAACAAGGUGGAAAUGCCGCCAAGACAUCAGAUUCACCCACCAAGAAGGGCAGGAAGAAGAAGAACAAGCGCACCUCUACAGAGCCAAGAAAAGGAAGAAAGGAAAGCUUCAGCAAGUACAUGCCGAACUACGUCCCGACAGUGCCAAUAGACGAAACGCUGGGUGGAGCCUACGACGCUGUCGAGCACGAGGACCCCCACGGCGGGUACUACGACGGCAAGUCGUUCAUACCCAUCGACGAAACCUUGUCCGCACUGCAAGACGUCGCUCAAGACCCAGCACCCGAUACGCCGCCUCCGCGAUCCCAAGUUGUGAAAGCCGCAGCGGUACCUCAAGCAAACCCGACAGGCAGAUACACCCGUCCCCAGCCAUACUACGGAGGGAACUACGCCACUCAAAGCCAAGUCAACACCACAAACCCGAACAGUAAAUAUUACGACGGGAGGUACGACUACCUGUACUACUACGACACGAAUGACCGCGAUAACAACUCGGACAGCUCUAGCGACAACGAUCACGAUGGUGCGUGCCAUGACGGCAACAACUACACGGAUGGGGGUUGCGACGCUGCAGGAAGCAAUGACACCGGCGCCUAUGACGCUGGUGGUGACAACGGUGGUGGAGGCUACGACUAUAGCUCGAGCUACGACGCUGGUGGGAGUUAUGAUGCUGGAGGAGGAUGUGACGGUGGUUCCAGUAGCUGCGACUAA